Messenger RNA from Pezoporus flaviventris, 2259 nucleotides. RefSeq lists its product as uncharacterized. The record is from RefSeq and is a predicted model, not a curated record. Gene Ontology annotation, molecular function: exonuclease activity; nucleic acid binding. Lineage: Eukaryota; Metazoa; Chordata; Aves; Psittaciformes; Psittacidae. Gene Ontology annotation, cellular component: nucleus. The transcript is spliced from 12 exons. Bases 1 to 2241 code for a protein of 746 amino acids.
AUGUGGCCCGUCGGCUGCUUCGGCAUCCCGUGCAGCUCCUUCAGCCGCGGGCCCACCCAGCAGCCUCAGAGCAGCUGCCGCCUCAGGGCUUUCCAGCGCAGGGAGCAGCCUCUCGCCGCGCAGCAGCCCGGCUCCGCCCGACCGCAGGGUGAGGAUGGCCAGGCAUGCCUCCCCAGUGGGAGCCGGGAUCCACCCGUUCUGCGGGGAUGCCGCUUUCCAGGUCUCUCUUCUGAAACAAAUGAGGAUGAAAAUGCUAAACAGCAGUUUAACCCAACCACUCCUCCAUGUGGAAAUUGGGGUGGGAACUCAAAGAUGCCUCCAUUUAAGAUUGGAUGUGCAAUCACAAAGAUGCCAAGAAACCCAGUGAAACCUGAAACUGAAUUUUCAGACUCUGAUGAGGAAGGUAGACUUGUCAUUGAUCUGCCACCAGAAGUUCCUAAUAAAAAGCCAAGAAUAAGAAGGAACUGUAGAAAAGCUAACAGGGACAAAGAACUGACUGCUGUAAUGUGUGCAGGAAAAUUACAUGAUGAUGCUAUAGCAGACAUUCUUGGGAGUAGCGAAGAUAAGUCUGAGGAAAUUACUUUGCGGAAAAACAGCAAAAGUUUAAAUAAACUUGGAAAACUAGGCAGUGUUUCUCCAAAAGCAAGAGAGAUUUGUUUGCCUGAUGUAACCACUGGUAUGUUGAAGGGUUUGGGGGAAAGAGAUGCCCUUACUUACAGUGAGGACAAAUAUGUGUCUUCAGCUGCUUCUACUGAGGCAGGCAUGGAGAAGGGAAUUCUGAAGCAAGGAAAUGCAAAAACUAAUAUGUUGGUGAAAGCAUUUCAGGAGAGUACUACUAAUGAAAUCUGUGUGAAGAGCAGAAGAGUAACAGAGUCUCCCUUGUGUACUGGUCACUCAUCAAAAGAUGGAACUGCAAUUGGAAGACCUUAUAAGGAAAUUAUAAAUACAGAGAAAGGACAGAGUAUAGAAGAAAGUGGGGGUAAUGAUAGUGCAAAAGAUACAUACCUCUAUUCAACUUAUUACUUAAAUAAGAAAGAAAGUGGUCUGGGUUCAUCCACUGAGGAAGCGGAAACCAGUGGGGAGGACACAGGGCUCUCUGAACCAGAUGAUCCUUUAGAGGAGUGUCGAAGAAUUUUUGAUGAGUUUGAAAGAGAAGCAAGAAAGAAGGACCAUGAUCAGCAGGCUCUAAUAGAAGAACAAUCUAUUUAUGAUCGCAUUGGCAAUAAAAAGAUGUACCUGAAUCUUGCUGUGAAGACUCUCAAAAAGCUAAGAGGUCUUGGGCAACCUAAUAACAGCAGAUCUUCCAGUGGCACAGGAUCCCUACAGUCAGAGGAAGAAAAAGAUGGUGCUCUAUAUGAACUCUUAAAAAAGUAUCUUCUGACUAAGGAGCAGUUGAACGAAAAUAACUUCCCUCGACAACAUCCUGGAAAAAAUGGUAGUGCUAUUCUUACUGGUGUAAAAAAUUGUGGAUGUAAUGCUUUCAAAAGGGUCUGCUGUAGGUGUGGUGAAAUAUAUGCUGUUACUUCUUCGGGAACACAUCAACGUAAAGAGGAAUGCAACUAUCAUUCUGGUGGAGUAUUGAAACAAAGAGUACCUGGUGGUGUAGAAAAACGUUACACCUGUUGUGAGAGAGUAGUUGGGUCUCCUGGAUGUCAGAUUGCAAAGCUUCAUGUUCAUGAUGGGAGAAGGGAGAAAUUGGAAGGCUUCAUGAAGACGUUAAUUAAAUCACCACCUCUUGAUGGAACCCAUGAUGUAUAUGCUCUGAACUGCGAGAUGUGUUACACAACCCGUGGCUUGGAACUAACUAGAGUCACAGUGGUUGAUCCUAAACUACAGGUUGUGUAUGAUGUAUUUGUUAAACCAGAUGGUAAAGUUGUGGACUACGAUAUAAGACUCUCUGGAGUAAAGAAGAAUGAUCUGAAAAAUACCACAACAACUCUUCGGGCUGUACAGGCGGUACUGCUAAACUUGUUCAGUGUGGAUACAAUUUUAAUUGGACACAACAUGGAAAACGACUUAUUUGCUCUCAAGCUAAUUCAUGACAUGGUGGUGGACACAUCAGUAGUGUUUCCUCAUCCGCUAGGUUUGCCUCACAAAAGAACACUUAGAAGUCUGACAGCUGAUUACCUCAGGAGAAUUCAUCAAGAUGAUGAUGGUUAUAAUUCCAGGGAAAAUGCAAUGGCUUGUAUGGAACUAAUCCUUUGGAAGGUCAGAGAGGAUAAUGGAAUGAGAAAACAGUGAUUAUUGUGGCUCUGGAGG